AAAAUGUGACUUUUAAAAUGACGCUCGCACUCGAUUGAGGUUAGGUCUGAGUAAUAUGUUGUUAUUAUUAUUAUCAAAUUUCUUAGUGAUUCGAACAAAAUUAUGAAAAACGGCGAUACAGACGAUCUAUGUUGCUGUGAAUACUACGAUCUAUCAAAUGAAAGAAACCACAUUUUAGCCUGCUUGUGUAACUGUGUUGACUUAGAUGAAGCUGUUGAUAACUUAGUGAAAGGAAAAAAAGUAUCAGAUCAAAACAAAACUGGACUGACCAACACCAUGAGGGACCGCCUAAGAGUGCCUUGGAUUGGCGGCGCCAUCCAAGUGUCCUUUGACUCACUUCUGCCAGUAAUAAUUUUGCCCCUUGUGUUUCUAGUGUCCUCAUUAUCCCUCUGGUGGACUGCGUUUUCCUUUACCACCAUUGGCGUUUUCAUUCUACUGAUAUCAAACUUUUUCGUCAGAACCAUUCCGAAGACAAAGUUCUUUUUCGUUUGGACAGUCACUUCGAUCGUCUUGCUCUAUUUUAUUUUCGAGUUUGUCGUUAUUCCGUUUUUGGAGAUUUUAGUUGAGGAGAACAUUGCACUUAGUGUGCUGAUUUUCGGGUUCAUUAUGUGUCUGUAUUUGAUGAAACUGAGAGCGAAUCAGCUAAUCGCUGCUUUGGACGAUGAGAGCCAACUCUCUUUUAAUGGGAAAAGCAUAGAAGGCUUCUAUGCGUGUAAAAUAUGCGACUGUAAAAUCCCUGACAAAGACCAUCACUGCGUUUGGUUUGAUUGCUGCAUCAGCAGGCACAACCACUGCUUGUUCUUGUUGUCGUUAUUUUUCGCUAUUGCUGCUUUAUUGUACAGCUCGAAUUUAACACUCACUUCCGUCUGCCAUCCGUACGAGUUCUUCAAAACUAUUCUAUUGCCAGACGACUGCUCAGAUGUGUAUUUUCAAUUUGAAUUAGGCUUGUCCUUUGUCUCAGCGGUUUACAGCAUACUGAUAGCGAUACUUCUAUGGCUGAUAUUGAUGCAGCAAAUGUUCUUGAUUUCAGUCGGGAUCCCAUUAAAAGACUGGGUCAAGCUCCCAUUGUCAUCCAAGUUAUGCCUGGGACUUAACCGACUAAGGCCCCACAAUAGGGGCCUAAUUAGGAAUUGGCUAAGAAUCGUUUGCGAAAUCACCCCAAAAUAUACACCGAUAAAUCGAGAUGUAUAGCGCUAGAUGAGAAAGGAUGAAAGUAUCAACUUGAAGAACUAAAUAUAAACUGUUUCGCUGUGGUUCAUUCACUAGCUCAGUAGUUUUAGCGUUGGAUAAUGGAGAUUUACAACUUACGAGUUUUAAACAAAGAUGAUUUGUUAUUAAAUGGUAUUUCGUAACAAGACUGAAAUUCCCAAUUCAAGCAAAGUAGCUCACGUUGAAAUCAACUAUUUUAGCUAGCACUGUAAAUAUAUAUGUAUUUUGUAUAGAAUAAAUUAUUUUUUCAC
Dendroctonus ponderosae (mountain pine beetle) is the source of this 1460-nucleotide messenger RNA. It is a transcript of the gene GABPI, whose product is annotated as palmitoyltransferase ZDHHC23. NCBI's taxonomy places the organism in Eukaryota, Metazoa, Arthropoda, Insecta, Coleoptera, Curculionidae. Gene Ontology annotation, molecular function: protein-cysteine S-palmitoyltransferase activity. The transcript has 4 exons. The coding region runs from base 103 to 1191 and encodes 362 amino acids. Gene Ontology annotation, cellular component: endoplasmic reticulum; Golgi apparatus. The record is from RefSeq and is a predicted model, not a curated record. Gene Ontology annotation, biological process: peptidyl-L-cysteine S-palmitoylation; protein targeting to membrane.